AUGCUCCUACCAAAUAUUGAAUCUACCCGCGCCGCGCCCUCCCGCCAGAGCUGUCCUGAGCCUCAGCCUACCUGCAAGCUGUCUGCAUCGUCGCCCGUCUGCUGGCUAUCCAGAAUGCUCCUACCAAAUAUUGAAUCUACCCGCGCCGCGCCCUCCCGCCAGAGCUGUCCUGAGCCUCAGCCUACCUGCAAGCUGUCUGCAUCGUCGCCCGCCUGCUGGCUAUCCAGAAUGCUCCUACCAAAUAUUGAAUCUACCCGCGCCGCGCCCUCCCGCCAGAGCUGUCCUGAGCCUCAGCCUACCUGCAAGCUGUCUGCAUCGUCGCCCGCCUGCUGGCUAUCCAGAAUGCUCCUACCAAAUAUUGAAUCUACCCGCGCCGCGCCCGCCCACCAGAGCUGUCCUGAGCCUCAGCCUACCUGCAAGCUGUCUGCAUCGUCGCCCGCCUGCUGGCUAUCCAGAAUGCUCCUACCAAAUAUUGAAUUUACCCGCGCCGCGCCCACCCAGCAGAGCUGUCCUGUGCCAACGUCUACUUGUAAGAAGCCGCAUCCUCGCAAUCCGGAGACUUCCCAAAAUGUUCGUAUCAAAUACCGAAUCUACCAGGGCCCCGACCCACCCAGCAGAGCUGUCAUGUGCCAACGUCUACGUGUAAGAAGCCCGCAUCCUCGCAAUCCGGAGACUCCCCAGAAUGUUCGUAUCAACGACCAUGGCUAG
This is a messenger RNA of Papilio machaon (common yellow swallowtail), 708 nucleotides long. RefSeq lists its product as uncharacterized. The record is from RefSeq and is a predicted model, not a curated record. The transcript has a single exon. Lineage: Eukaryota; Metazoa; Arthropoda; Insecta; Lepidoptera; Papilionidae. Bases 1 to 708 code for a protein of 235 amino acids.